CUUGACCCGGGUCUGUCUGUCAGCCCCAUCUGCCCGUCACACAGUGGACUAUGCCCCCCUCCGUCGGCUGAGGGAGCGUGAGCCAGGUGCUGCUCAGGCUCCCACCUGGAGAAGGCUGGGACCGAAUCAUAGAAGACACGCUGGCCGGUAAGGUUAUUGCUGAAGAUGCAAGCUUCAACUGUCUCACCUGUGACCAACCUUACCACUGUCGUCCCGAACACAACCACCACCACCAAGUCCAAAGAACAAAUACUCAUCCAGAGCUCUGGGGCUAUGAUUGCUGUCAUCGUUAUAGGUGUCAUCAUCAUUCUCACCAUUCUGCUCGUCAUCUUAAAGACAUACAACAGGUACACUCAUGUCUCCAGAGUGCUGGGAGCCGGUGGGGGCUCCAAACCUCCACAGAAAAAGAUGUCAGCGUCCACCGUGCAGAGCAGCAUGCCAAUGAGCAACCUCGGGGUCAGCUGUGUGUCAGGCAGCAUCGUCAGUUCAAACCCGGUCUCUGAGAACGGCUUCCACCUCCCCACGGUGGAACCGAACAGCACCGAGGGGAACCACAUAGAGCAGUCCAGUACCAAUAGUGGCUCUACUGUGGUCACAAUACACGACGCCCCGUCUUUAGGAAACACAUAGCAACAACAAAACUGUGAAUUCUUCAGGAGGCUGCUGAGCGCAAAAACGCGGUACCAGCUGACGUGUUGCCUUUCUUCGAAACCACUUAGUAUGUGUACAUUUGAGUUCAUACUUUCUGUAUUCUUUAGUUAAUACAGGUCGACUGAAUCGUGCACAAAAAUUAGCUCGUGACGUAAGUGUUGUCAGUGUCAAUCUUCCAUAGGUGACCGCCUGGAUAAUAGGAGAGAGACCCUGCGCCCUGCGCAAAAUUAGACAUUAUGAACAAAAUGGUACCAAUAAAGACAGAAUGGAUGGGUGAUGUAUGAAAUCAAAAGUACACCAUUUUUUUUUUUUUUGUGUAAAUAUGAACAUUUGCUUCAGUCAGUGUUCAGAGUACAAAGGCCAUUGUCUCUACAGUGAAACUUGCAGCAUUGCUGUCACCAGUCAGAUGACUGGGGAACACGUGCUGCAGAACGUUAAGGAAUCUAAAGGCCUGUCAUGUCCGGCCUCGCGCAUGUACAUUUCUCUGCUGUGAAGGACAAUACAGGGUUCAGGAUUAAAGGUGGCUUUAACGAGAGCACAAAGUUCAGAGGAGACGAAGAGGGUAUGAAACAAGAUAUCAGAAUCACGCCGGCAAUGCAUCAGCAUAGGUUGUCACAGCAAGUGAUGGCUGGUGCGAUGCAGAGAUUGUGUAUAUUUUUUGACAACUGGGUCAAAACUGCACCAUGAUACAGAACAUACUUCCGUGCUGUUUGAGUUAUCUUGGGUCACACUACCUCUGCCUUCUGCACAUUGAGGAAAAUGAAGAGUUUUUCAAGAAUCUAACAUGAGAGGUCAUGUUUUGUUUUUUGUUUUUUUUUAUACCACACAGAUUAAACAGACUACAGAGAUAUUUUUGUGAAAUUGUGAUCCUAUUUUAAACUCUUGUAAAAGAUUGGAUAACAGCCUAUCCUUGUGCUGAAAUGAAUCUGACACCAAAGGAUUGUGCACUUUAUUUCCCUUGUUCAUUCCACUGUAUUUUUUA
Lampris incognitus (smalleye Pacific opah) is the source of this 1633-nucleotide messenger RNA. RefSeq names its product non-compact myelin associated protein (gene ncmap). Bases 166 to 630 code for a protein of 154 amino acids. Gene Ontology annotation, molecular function: structural constituent of myelin sheath. The record is from RefSeq and is a predicted model, not a curated record. The transcript has 4 exons. Gene Ontology annotation, biological process: regulation of myelination. Lineage: Eukaryota; Metazoa; Chordata; Actinopteri; Lampriformes; Lampridae. Gene Ontology annotation, cellular component: paranode region of axon; Schmidt-Lanterman incisure; plasma membrane.